Carya illinoinensis is the source of this 427-nucleotide messenger RNA. Its product is annotated as agamous-like MADS-box protein AGL16. NCBI's taxonomy places the organism in Eukaryota, Viridiplantae, Streptophyta, Magnoliopsida, Fagales, Juglandaceae. The transcript is spliced from 4 exons. Gene Ontology annotation, biological process: regulation of DNA-templated transcription. Gene Ontology annotation, molecular function: DNA-binding transcription factor activity. Gene Ontology annotation, cellular component: nucleus. The record is from RefSeq and is a predicted model, not a curated record. The coding region runs from base 5 to 427 and encodes 140 amino acids.
AUUUAUGGGCGAAGAACUUUCUAGUCUGCGAGUUGAAGAUCUACAAAACCUAGAAACUCAGCUGGAAAUGAGCUUGAAGGGUAUUCGAGAGAAGAAAGGAAACCUCAUCCGACAGGAGAAUUUAGAACUCUACGAGAAGAUGAACCUCAUUCGCAAAGAAAACGAAGAAUUGAAAACGAAGGUUUAUAAAGCAAGGGAAGUGAACGAAGCUACAAGUAGAAAUUGUAUUAAUGCUCCAUACACUAUCAGCAAAGGUUUCGAUCUGCACGCACCCCGACUCCAUCUCCAGCUAAGCCAGCCGCAGCCUCAAAGCAACGAAGUACCAGAAAGUGGAUGCCUAUCCGUCACUAUACCAUCAUUAGCAAUUUGCCGACAGAGGAAACAUCAAGCUUCAAACAGUACUGAGAUUCGACGAUCGAUAAACUAA